Venustampulla echinocandica is the source of this 336-nucleotide messenger RNA. RefSeq lists its product as uncharacterized. Bases 1 to 336 code for a protein of 111 amino acids. The record is from RefSeq and is a predicted model, not a curated record. The transcript has 3 exons. Lineage: Eukaryota; Fungi; Ascomycota; Leotiomycetes; Helotiales; Pleuroascaceae.
AUGUCGUCCAACGUCCUCGCCGAUAAAGAUAUCAACACCUCGGCCCCAGAAGCCGGAGGAGCAAAGAUGGAUGGAAAGGCCGAUGUCAAGAGCAUGGACUAUCAUCGCCAAGUGCUGCAAAGCAAGCUCGAUCAGGGACAGGCUAAGCAAUCAUACGUCUCCCCAUCCGACAACAUCAUGAGCCCUUGCACCGCAAAGCUUAGUGCAUACCGAAACAAGCAGAUUGGAAAAGCUGUGAAGCCCAAGUCUCUCUUCGCGAAGACUUCAGCCAAGAACCUAGCUUCCGGAAACCCUUUCGCCCCUAGCAAUGUAGAGAAGAAGCUUGACGGACAAUGA